This is a messenger RNA of Hippocampus zosterae (dwarf seahorse), 4843 nucleotides long. RefSeq names its product erb-b2 receptor tyrosine kinase 3b (gene erbb3b). NCBI's taxonomy places the organism in Eukaryota, Metazoa, Chordata, Actinopteri, Syngnathiformes, Syngnathidae. The record is from RefSeq and is a predicted model, not a curated record. Gene Ontology annotation, cellular component: basal plasma membrane; signaling receptor complex. Gene Ontology annotation, biological process: positive regulation of kinase activity; cell surface receptor protein tyrosine kinase signaling pathway; nervous system development. The transcript has 28 exons. Bases 153 to 4424 code for a protein of 1423 amino acids. Gene Ontology annotation, molecular function: protein tyrosine kinase activity; neuregulin binding; ATP binding.
GCUGUUUUCAUCAAUUCAAUUGGCGCCUUUAUCUGGUGUUUUUACACAUUCGACCGUUAACUAGAAGAACUUCCCCAGAGGAGACAGAGGGAAGGAGAGCUGGAUGAAGUCAAGAUUUUAAAGUCAAGUAAGCAUUAGGUUUACUUACACUGAUGUGGUAUGUGAUACUUUGGUCAAUCAACAUGAACCAGUGGCUCGUCAUUUCAAUAUCGGUGACAUUGCUGUGGAGUCUACAAGCAACGUUUACUGAAACAUAUGAUGUGGUGUGUCUUGGUACCCAGAAUGGACUGAGCUCCACAGGCUCUCAGGAGAAUCAAUACAAUCUGAUCAAGGAACGCUACGACAACUGUGAAAUCAUCAUGGGAAACCUGGAAGUCACACAGAUUGAGAGCAACUGGGACUUCUCUUUCCUUAAGACAAUCCGUGAAGUGACUGGCUACGUGCUCAUCGCCAUGAAUCACUUUCAGGAAAUUCCCCUUGAGCAACUGCGGGUCAUCAGAGGAAGCAGUCUUUAUGAAAGGCGCUUUGCCCUUUCUGUUUUCUUCAACUAUCCCAAGGACGGAUCCAAUGGCCUGCGGCAGCUCGGCCUCGCUAAUCUAACAGAGAUUUUGGAGGGAGGAGUUCAAAUAAUUAACAAUAAAUACUUGAGUUAUAGUCCGUGGGUCUACUGGCAAGAUAUAAUCAGGGAUGGCAAUGCUCCUGUUGAUAUCUACUACAAUGGCCAGAGAGGGCUGUGCCACAAAUCUUGUGGGAAUUAUUGCUGGGGGCCAAAUGAGAAGCAGUGUCAGAUCUUGACCAAGACGGUGUGCGCUCCACAGUGUAACGGUCGUUGUUUUGGGACGAGCCCCAGGGACUGCUGUCACAUUGAGUGUGCAGCGGGAUGCACAGGCCCUCUGGAUGUGGACUGUUUUGCAUGUCGCCAUUUCAACGACUCCGGAGCCUGCGUGCCUCAGUGCCCACAAGCUCUCAUCUAUAACAAGCAAACUUUUCAGAUGGAGACUAACCCAGAUGCCAAAUAUCAAUAUGGAUCCAUUUGUGUCUCUCAGUGCCCCACUCAUUUUGUGGUGGACGGGAGCUCCUGCGUGAGCGUCUGUCCUCCAGACAAGAUGGAGGUGGAGAGAGAGGGACACAGACGUUGUGAGCCCUGCAUUGGACUCUGCCCGAAAGUAUGUGAAGGCACAGGUGCGGAACACAGGCAGACUGUGGACUCCAGUAACAUUGACAGCUUCAUCAAUUGCACCAAAAUCCAAGGAAGUCUUCAUUUCCUGGUCACAGGCAUUCUCGGAGACGACUUUAAGAAGAUCCCACCUCUGGAUGCUAAGAAGCUGGAAGUGUUCCGCACUGUUCGAGAGAUAACAGAUAUCCUCAACAUCCAGUCGUGGCCAAACGAGCUCAGUGAUUUAUCCGUUUUUUCAAGUCUCACCACCAUUCAAGGAAGGUCACUUCACAAGCGUUUUUCCCUGAUGGUGAUGCGAAUUUCCACGCUCACCUCGCUUGGUCUGCGCUCUCUCCGAGAGAUCAGCGACGGCAGCGUGUACAUCAGUCAGAACGCCAAGCUGUGCUACCACCACACUGUGAACUGGGCCAAGCUGUUCAGAGGGCGACGUCUACGAGUCAACAGCAUCAACAGCAACAGACCACUGGCGGAAUGUGUUGCGGAGGGUCAUGUGUGCGACCCGCUGUGUUCAAGCUCCGGUUGCUGGGGCCCGGGACCCGACCAGUGUCUCUCCUGCCGGAACUACAGCCGAAAUGGCACAUGUGUGGACAGCUGUCAUUUUGAUACUGGAUCCUCAAGAGAAUUUGCGAGGGCUGACGGAGAAUGCGUUUUCUGUCACUCGGAGUGUAAACAUCUGCAUGGGAAGGCCAGCUGCACAGGGCCGGGCGCAUAUGAAUGUGCCGCGUGCGCCAACCUUCGAGAUGGUCCAUACUGCAUGUCGUCUUGCCCUGCUGGGGUGAACGAUGGCCAGCGAGGGCUCAUCUUCAAGUAUCCCAACAAGGAAGGUCACUGUGAACCAUGUCACCAAAAUUGCACCCAAGGGUGCACAGGCCCAGGACUCAGUGAUUGUUUGGAGACGGUGAGGCUGACUGCUAGCAGUGGCCAGAUCACAAGCAUCGCCUUAGGUGUGCCAGCUGGCUCAAUAUUCUGCCUGGUGUUGUUUUUCUUGGGCGUGCUGUACCACCGAGGGCUGGCCAUCCGCCGCAAGAGAGCCAUGAGGAGGUACCUUGAGAGCGGAGAGAGUUUUGAGCCACUGGGUCCCGGGGAGAAAGGAACCAAGGUUCACACCCACAUCCUGAAGUCAUCGGAGCUAAAAAAGCUCAAAGUCCUCGGUUCUGGUGUCUUUGGCACAGUACACAGGGGGGUUUGGACUCCAGAUGGAGAGACGGUGAAGAUCCCGGUGGCCAUCAAGACGAUCCAGGACAGCUCAGGCCGCCAGACCUUCACGGAGAUAACAGAUCACAUGCUGUCCAUGGGCAGCCUGGACCACCCCUACAUCGUGAGACUUUUGGGCAUCUGUCCGGGCUCCAGUCUGCAUCUGGUCACCCAGCUCAGUUCAUUGGGCUCCUUACUGGAGCACAUCAGGCAGCACAAGAACAGCCUAGGCCCCCAGCGCUUGCUCAACUGGUGUGUGCAAAUAGCCAAAGGUAUGUACUACCUGGAGGAGCACCGUGUGGUACACAGAAACCUGGCGGCACGCAACAUCCUACUGAAGAACAACUACCAGGUGCAGAUCUCGGACUACGCCAUAGCAGAUCUCCUUUCCCCUGAUGACAAGAAAUUCAUCUACACAAACACCAAGACUCCGAUCAAAUGGAUGGCUCUUGAAAGCAUCUUGUUUCGAAGAUACACUCAUCAAAGUGACGUGUGGAGUUUUGGAGUGACAGUAUGGGAGAUGAUGUCUUUUGGGGCGGAACCUUAUGGGUCGGCACAAGCCCAGGAAGUGCCGUGUCUGCUGGAGAAGGGUGAACGUCUGUCGCAACCUCACAUCUGCACCAUCGACGUCUACAUGGUCAUGGUCAAAUGUUGGAUGAUCGAUGAAAAUAUAAGGCCCACCUUCAAAGAGCUGGCAAGUGACUUUACACGCAUGGCAAGAGACCCACCCAGAUACCUUGUGAUCAAGCUGGACGGAGAGGACAAUAGCUCGCGGGAUGCCCAUCGGAGCGAUUCUGAACGAGGGCUGCUUCACUCAGAUUUGGUGGAUGAUGAUGAGGACACCCUGGAGGAAGGUUUUGCCACCCCUCCUCUGCAACAUUCGCCUUCAUGGAGUCUCUCUCGCUCAAGGAUGAACUCGUACAAGAGCGGCACCUCUCACGUCGGACCUGUUGGAUACCUACCGAUGACUCCAAGUCCUGCAGAAAGCGUCCGUCAGUUGCGCUUCCAAAGGUUCCGCCGAAGCUCGGUCCGAACGCUGCCUGAAAGGUCAGAGGUCAAAGGGUGCGGCAGGGAGGCACAGUGGCGUGAUGAAAGCUUCAGGACAGGCGCUCCUCACAGGACACGGCUUGGCUCUGAAAGGGCUGCCCCUCAUGUAUGUAGCGGAAGGCACAGAAAGCUCUCCACGGCAUCCAGCCCAUCUUCAUACAAGGUGUGGACAUCCGGCGAGAAAGAAAUUGACAAAGAGGAGGAGGCGGCGGACGCAGACCACUAUGGUUACGUCCUUCCUGGAUCCCAUUGCACUCCAGAACGAGCUGCAAAAGUCACCCGACAAUUGGACAAGGUGAAAAAUUUGGCUCUGGAGUAUGAAGUGAUGAGCCACAAAUUUGAUGCUGCUCUUGACUCGGCCGACGACAACUUCUCAUCGUUGGUUCAUGAAACGCCACCGUCUCCAACUGCUGUCACUCUAUUACCAGCCCCUGAGGACACCUUGACGCCGGUUCUAGCCACAGAGAAUCAGCGGGUAAACGACAACUGCGGGGACCAUUUAGCAGACUCCGCAGAGAAACUUGAGUUGAGUCGGCAGAAGCAGAUCCAAGCUGUGGAGGGCCGUGUGGAGGCACUUCAGGGGAAAGGCAGGUACGAAUAUAUGGACAUUAGACGCUCUGACUCUACCGAGGAAGAGGCGCCGGCGCAGCGGAGGUAUGGGACAUCUGAUUCAUGCGAGCAAGAGGAUGUUCAAUUAGGAGAUGCACAGCACACAGAUAAUCAACAAACUCUUCCGGGGAAUGUCAGUAGCUUGCAGCAGCCAGAUGUGGUCGCCGAAGAGGAAAAGAGCCAGUAUGAGGAGAUGGCUCCGUUUGAAGGCGUAGCCAGUGGGUGGGAGCAGAAGCUGCCAGCAAAGGGGGAGGUGGGCAGCGGCAGGUGCGCGGGGAUCGGGGCAUACAUCAGGGUGUGCGCAGGCAUGGGUGAGCCUGGCAGCAGCUCAUCGUUUGACAACCCCGACUACUGGCACAGCAGACUUUUCCUCAAGCCAGAUGCCGUACGUACGUAAGGAUGUGGAUGCAGUCGAGCGUUUUGUUCUGCAGUGUGUGCUUUGCGAAGAUUUCUUUGUUCCAGCAUCAGGAAAUGCACCAAAAGUCAAGUCUCAUUUCUCUGUGUGAUGACAUCGAGCAGGCACCGACAGACGAGUGCUUUUACAGAGAUGUACUAACAGCAUUUCUGUUCAUUGCCAUUUUUGUGCCUUCCAGCGAAUGAAUGAAUCAUGGCUGUCAUUUUGGAAGUCACAGAUUGUUUCACUAAUGCUGUACACAGCAGGAUGUCAAUGACUGUCUUGUUUCGUUUAGGGCUUUUUUUACACUCUUUUCCCAUGUAUUUGUUAAAUAAAACUCAGAUAUUGGCUUCCAGAAAAGAAUCGGCCCUUUGAGUUCUUUCCAAAAUGCUAAUUGCUAAAUAAAUGAACCCGAGUUGUUA